AAUAGCUAUGAUGAUUACUAAGAAAGUCCUUCUCUUUAUAUCCCACAACAAAUCCAUCAUCUCUCUGUUGUGGCUGUGGCAAUGGCAGAGGAGGAUGAGCAUCUGAUGAAUCCUGUGGAGAUCCAUGAAACCGGGUCAGAGAAUUUUCCGGCUGGUGUGUCUCAAGUGCCCGGGAUAAGGAGAGUGGGUUUGAGAGCUGAGAUCGAUACUUCUCCACCGUUCGGUUCGGUUCAGGAGGAGGUGACCCGGUUAGGUGGUCGUGGGUAUUGGGUUCCUUUCAAGCUAGAAGACAACUACAGUGGUGUGGGAGAGUUUAACAUAAAGAGAAUGGAAGAGCAUGCAGCGGAGCUAGAGAAGGAUCUGAUAGUAAAAGAGCUAGAAACUCUAGACGUUCUAGAAGCACUCGGAACAACCAAGAGGAUCGUCGAAGACUUGAAACGGCAGCUCCACCAAGAAUCCUUGAGAUCAGCUGAGCAGAUCAAAGAGAUGAACAACGACGAUCACUCCAAUCAUCACAACAACCCCAUCUCAUCAUCAUCUCCGGAUAUGAUCUUGAUGGAACUGAAGCAGGCCAAGAUAAACCUCGGUAAAACCAUGGAUGAUCUCGUGAUGAUCCAGUCCUCUGUCGAGUCACUGAACAAGAAAAUGAAAGAAGAGAAAGAGUUUCUCGACAAGGCGAGGGAGAAGCUUACGUAUGAAACACCAGUGGCUGCUGAAACAACCAACAAGAAGUGUCUGAGAACUGCGGAGAUGAGACUCGUUGCCGCUAGGAAAAUGGAGGAAGCUGCGAGAGCUGCUGAAGAACUUGCCAUUGCUGAAAUAACAAUGCUAUCAUCAUCAUCACCAAACGGUGAAACCGAGGAUGAUGAUGAGUUUUGCUUUCCAGAGCCACCGAGAUCUCCGUUUAGAACACCGAGAGGGUUUGGUAACGAUCACGUUCACGACUCGAGAAGAGGGAUGGUAUUGAAGAAGCUCGAGGAAGCUACGGAAGGGGUCAAAGAGAGCAAACAAGCUUUGGAAGCUGCGUUGAACCGAGUGGAGAUCGCUAACGAGAAGCAGCUCGCGGCUGAGACUGCUUUCCGCGGGUGGAGCAAACACUCACCACUACCACCACCCCAACGCUCCUUCUUCAGCCAUCUGAACAAGCCGGUGGUUAAGCCUAACGUCUCGAUGCGUGAUGUUCUGAGGCGCAAGCAAGUAGUUCAAAAGGAAGACGUUGUUGUGCACAAGAGGCAGAGCGUGGAAGGAGAGACACCGAGGCGGCAUGUGAAUUUGAGCCAGAUGUUGAAGGAACUGAAGCAGGAUGUGAAAGAGGAGGAGGUGCGUGAAGAGAAACGGUUUGCUACUCAGAGGAGGAAGUUUGGGUUCAUUCACAUUACUCUUCCAAUGCAGAAGCAGAGUAAGAAAAAAUAAAUUAAAAAAAACACCUUCAUUGUUAUGUUUUGGUGCUUUAUGUGUUUGUUUGUAAUUGGUUUUCAUUUUGGCAUGAUGUGUUGUGAUUUGGUGUUCACGUAUUUGUGUUUUUAUUCAAGAGAAUAAAUAUUCAAUUA
Raphanus sativus (radish) is the source of this 1550-nucleotide messenger RNA. Its product is annotated as WEB family protein At2g40480. The transcript has 2 exons. Lineage: Eukaryota; Viridiplantae; Streptophyta; Magnoliopsida; Brassicales; Brassicaceae. The coding region runs from base 82 to 1413 and encodes 443 amino acids. The record is from RefSeq and is a predicted model, not a curated record.